Messenger RNA from Petromyzon marinus (sea lamprey), 4094 nucleotides. RefSeq names its product serine/threonine-protein phosphatase 4 regulatory subunit 3-like. The record is from RefSeq and is a predicted model, not a curated record. Lineage: Eukaryota; Metazoa; Chordata; Hyperoartia; Petromyzontiformes; Petromyzontidae. Gene Ontology annotation, molecular function: protein phosphatase activator activity. Gene Ontology annotation, cellular component: nucleoplasm; protein phosphatase 4 complex. Gene Ontology annotation, biological process: DNA damage response; protein dephosphorylation.
GGGGGGGGGCAGGCCGUGAUGAAGCGGCCGAGGCCGAGGCGCCAAGAUGGCGGCGCGACCGUGGUGAGCGGCCCGGGGUCGUCUUCGUCGUUUUGGCCCUCACGUCCGAGCGCGAACGACAAGCGGACCGACGACAGCGGUUGCCGUCGCGACGAGCGACGAGACGAGAAGGCGACGCCAUGGACACGAGGAGGCGUGUGAAGCUGUACACGCUGAACGAGGACCGGCAGUGGGACGACCGGGGCACGGGCCACGUCUCCUCGAGUUACGUGGAGCGGCUCAAGGGGAUGUCCCUGCUCGUUCGCGCUGAAUCAGACGGUUCCGUGCUUCUAGAGUCCAAGAUUCAGCAGGAUACGGCUUACCAAAAACAACAGGACACGCUCAUAGUUUGGUCGGAGGCGGACAACGUCGAUUUGGCCCUGAGCUUCCAGGAAAAAGCUGGGUGUGACGAGAUUUGGGAGAAAAUCUGUGAGGUUCAAGGCAAGGACCCGUCGGUGGACAUCACGCAGGACGUGGGCGAGGAGGAGUCUGAGGAGGAGCGCCUGGAAGAUGUUCCGGAGCCCGCUGUGACGUCGGCGUGCGUGGACCUGCCGCCAUGCGAGCUGGGCCGGCUGGGCGAGCUCGCUGCGCUCGUUACCUCCAUCCUGCCGUCGCCUAUACGGCGCGAGCGGCUCGCUACCGCCAUUGAGAAACAAGGCUACGUGAAGAAGCUGCUGGAGCUGUUCAGCGUGUGCGAGGACUUGGAGAACACUGAGGGCCUGCACCACCUGCACGAGAUCGUGCGCGGCCUCUUCCUGCUCAACAAGACGCCGCUCUUCGAGGUGAUGUUCUCCGACGACUGCAUCAUGGACGUAGUCGGCUGCCUGGAGUUCGACCCGUCCCUCUCGCACCCACGGAGGCACCGCGAGUUCCUCACCAAGAUCGCAAAGUUCAAGGAGGUGAUUCCGAUCAGGGAUCCAGAGUUGAGGCAGAAGAUCCACCAGACGUACCGGGUGCAGUACAUUCAGGACGUGGUGCUGCCCACCCCUUCCAUCUUUGAGGAGAACAUGCUCUCCACGCUGAGCUCCUUCAUUUUCUUCAACAAGGUGGAGAUCGUCGGCAUGCUGCAGGAGGAUGAGAAGUUCCUAACGGAGCUCUUUGCUCAACUCACCGACACUGAGACGGAGGACGACAAGAGACGGGAACUGGUUAAUUUCCUGAAGGAGUUCUGUGCCUUCUCGCAAACGCUUCAACCACAGAACAGGGACUCGUUUUUUAAGACGCUGGCAAACCUGGGCGUCCUCUCUGCACUGGAAGUCAUCUUGGGCUCGGAGGAUCCGGACGUUCGGAACGUGGCGACAGACAUCUUCUCGUACAUCGUGGAGUACAGCCCGUCCAUGGUGCGCGAGUUCGUCAUGCAGGAGGCGCAGCAGAAUGACGACGAUAUCCUGCUCAUUAACCUGCUGAUAGAGCAGAUGAUCUGCGACUCAGACCCGGAGCUGGGUGGCGCCGUGCAGCUCAUGGGGCUCCUGAGGGUGCUCGUCGACCCGGAGAACAUGAUGGCAACGGCCAACAAGACGGAGAAAACGGAAUUCCUCAGCUUCUUCUACAGGCGAUGCAUGCACAUCCUUUCAGCGCCACUGCUUGCCAACACGACAGAGAACAGUCUCUGCAAAGACGACUUCCAAACGGCACAGCUCCUGGCGCUCAUCCUGGAACUGCUAACGUUCUGCGUGGAGCACCACACCUAUCACAUCAAGAACUACAUCCUCACCAAGGACCUCCUGCGCAAAGUGCUCGUGCUGACCACCUCCCGGCAUGCCUUCCUCACCCUCAGUGCACUGCGCUUCAUGAGGAGGAUCGUGGGCAUGAAGGACGAGUUCUACAACCGCUACAUCCUUCGGGGAAACCUCUUUGAGCCCGUCAUCAAGGUGUUCAUGAGCAACGGCCCCCGCUACAACCUGCUCAACUCUGCCAUCAUCGAGAUCUUCGAGUUCAUCCGAGUGGAGAACAUCAAGUCGCUUACGGUGCACGUGGUGGAGAACUUCUGCAAGGCGCUGGAAGACGUGGACUACGUGCAGACGUUCCGUGCCCUGAAGCUUUGCUAUGAGCAGGAGCGCGGGCGGCAUACGAGCCAGAAGCUCUCCGGCAGCAUCGGAGCGUCGAUAUUCCGCAACGGUGCCGGGGCACGUGACCCUCGUGCUCUGGACGACUCGGACGAGCUGUGGAACGGCGAGGCAGAGAGCGAGGAGGGGGAAGAGGGUGAGGCGGUCGUCCCCCACUCCAAACAGGCGGGGACAGAGCACGACAAAGAGGAGAGCUUAACCGACACCAAAGAAGCAGAAUGCUUAGAAAAAGAUACGCUGUUACCUUGCAAAGAGGACGCCGACAGCCCUGAGCCAGAGAGCAAGUCCCCCAAAGGCCGCAACUCCCCCGAGGAGGAGGAUGCCCCCAUGCCCGAAUGCAGCAGUGGCACCGGUGACGACGCCACAGCGCACGCCGCGGUCUACACGGACAGCCCCGGGAGCGGCAGCAACAGCAGUGGCAACAGCAGCAGCAGCAGCAGCGGCAACAGCAGCGGCAACAGCAGCGACGGUGGCGGGAGCCCCGAGUCCCCGCUGUCGUGCGCUCAGGCAACGUCGCCCAACGAAUCGCUCUCCCCGGACUCAACCACAGGACCCGACGGCACGAGCGUGGAGGCGAUCGGAGGCAGUGUCGGCGUCGCCAUCCCCGCCACCGCCGCCACCAAGGGAAGUCUCGGGCUCGUGGACUACCCGGAUGACGAGGACGAGGAGGACGAGGAGGAAGACGACAAAGAGGGGGAGGCAAUGGAAGAAUCGGUUGCAAAACGGCCUCGUUUGGAGCCAUAACGGCGGUUGCGCCCUGCCGCAACUUUCCACAACCGACGGGAGGCAGGAACUCCAGGAUUUAGUGUGCUCGGCAGCAUCCAGUGCAAGUGAGAUCGACGUUUUAAAGAAAUUACAAAAGAAGAAACGAAGAAAUAAAGCAAAACAAAAAAAACCUGUCACCUUCCCUUACCAGCAUCAGCGGAAAAAUACACUUUAAAUUAAAGAAAACGGAAGGAGGGGCAGGGUGCGUUUGCAGCACUGCAGUCACUUUUUGCAUUGACCAGCAGCUGUUCUGUGUUGCAAGUCAAGUGCCAAUUUCUGCUUGAAGCGCUGACAAGACAGAUCUUGUGUGCGUUUUUUUGUGUGCGAUGAUCUCCGAACACUAUACUCAGGGUGAUAAGCACGGUUCCUGUGAAGCAUGUUUGAUGCCAGUCCCAGCUCUUGGUGCGUAGUAAACUUUCUACUCAAAUGAAAACUAUUCAUCUUGCGGAUGCGUCACAAGGGUUGCGUAUUUAAACAGUGUCCCUUUUAAUGACAAAAUUCCAAAUUGAUUUAAUUGAAGGAUUUAAAUGAUGGGGGGGGAGGGUUAGGUUUGGGUAGGGGCAGCUUUUUUAUUCACUCACUUUUAUUAAAUUUUAAUCAAUAAUCCUUCAUUUUAAAAUACUGUAAAAGUUUAGCAUAAAAACCACUGCUGGCCCUGGUGUCUUGUGUGUUCGGGACCAAUUUUACUAUUUGUUGUGCAGAUUACGUGUUAAAAUUAGUGAUCAGUAGCAGUUGGUUCACUUGACAGACUUUAAAACUUCCUGCCCAUUUCUGCAACAAAUUUUGGAAACUGUCUCUAUCCGUUGCAUAAUGCAUAAAUCUUCGUGAACCUCGUUUAAGAAAAAAUGUCACCAGUUGUGAUCUCUCUGAAAGCCCUACAAUCAGUCCCUAUAAUAUGUAUUUAAAGGAACAUUUUGAACACUUUUGAUAUGCAUGCCCUGUUGCGCUUGAAGGUCGGUCACAAUGCGACUAUCUUUUGCCACUUGUCAUCGUUUCGCAAAACUGGUCUUGUCACGAUCCAGUUUUGAGAACCCAAUCCAUGGGAGCCACCUGUUCCUGACGCAGCUUCAAGUGUUUUCCCUUCUUUGUUGGCAGUUGAGCGUCAAGUUUUGCUCGUGAUUGCCGAUCGAUGGAAUUGGUGCGACUUAGAUUGGGUUAGAAUUGCAUCACAUUACCGGUAUUUGUAAAGCAAAAUUUGAAAUAAAGGCUAUUUUCAGAGAGACA